Vigna angularis (adzuki bean) is the source of this 6176-nucleotide messenger RNA. Its product is annotated as trans-Golgi network-localized SYP41-interacting protein 1. Lineage: Eukaryota; Viridiplantae; Streptophyta; Magnoliopsida; Fabales; Fabaceae. Bases 89 to 5779 code for a protein of 1896 amino acids. The record is from RefSeq and is a predicted model, not a curated record. The transcript has 9 exons. Gene Ontology annotation, cellular component: cytoskeleton.
CAGUUUGAUUGGCUUUCACUCUGCUAUUUCAGGAAAUAGAAAUUGCAGAUCCGAAUCUCGUUUGGGAGUGAGGAAUUUGAAUGUUGAGAUGUCUGAGAAUCACGUAGCGGAGCUGGUUCCGGAAGCGGAUUCGGAUUCAGGGGGUGGUGUGGGGCACGAGCAAUCAAAUGUGGAUAACGAAUCAAACACUGGUACAAAUCAAGACCAGCAGGGAGAGCGUGUUGAUCAUGGAGAACCUGAUGAUGAGAAGUCUGCAGAGGAUACUGCCAGGGAUGACAUGUUUGUUGAUUGUCCCGAUGAGUUAACCGGGCAAAAGGAUGAAGAAGUUUCAACAGAGAAGAAUGAAGAUGACGGAACGGAGGAAAAUGAAGUUAUGCAUCACCAGCAGAGACAUUCUGUUGAAAUGGGCAAUGGAGUCGGGGAUUCUCACUCCCCAGAUCAGCUGGAGAAAACUGAUGCUGAGAAAGAACGGAUUGUGCAGGAAUACCAGGAAGAAAGACAAACUGUUACACAGGGAGUGCUUGAUCUUCAUUGUCAGCUAAAGACUCUCAAUGGCAAAGAGAAUGGAACUGAAGUUGGAGAUAGGGACGUGAGUGAGUUUCCGUUGAGGGAGAUGAUAAAAGAAUGUUUGGAAUUUGUGAACACUGCUUCAGAAGAACGGUCAAACAGUGAAACCACUAUAAGUAAUCUUCGGGAACAUCUGUCUACCAGGGACCGUGAGAUAGAGGAUCUUAAUACAAAGCUAGCUCAGUUAAUGGUAUCUAAUGAUAAUUUUCAGGUUUCAGCUCAAGCUCAACUUGAAAAGGAUCGUUUUGUUGAGAAUUUGAUGGAUAAAAUGAUAUCCUCUCUUGCAACAGUUGUCACUCAAGAACAAGUAUUGGAUGAUUCUAUUAGUGGGAAAAUAGUUUAUAUUGAAGAAGGCAAUACCCGUUUAAUUGGAAAGUACAAUCAGAUUCUUUCUGAAAUUUAUCAACUUGGGCAAUCUUUCUCCCAGGUAGGCUUGGAUUCUAAAGAGCAGCAAUAUGGGAGCAUACUUGCUGGUGCUCAUGGUGGGUUACUGGAGCUCAAAAGAAAGGAAACAGAAUUGGUUGAAAAACUGGCUCAGUUAGAAGAUGAAAACCGGAAAUUGGUUGAUGAGCUUGAUAAGGAAAAGGUGAUGCUAGGGACAUUGAAUACUGAGCUAGGAAAUUUGAAAAUAGAACUUGAGCAGGAAAAGGUUAAAUGUGCUAAUACGAAAGAAAAGCUUAGUAUGGCUGUGACCAAAGGAAAGGCAUUGGUACAGCAGCGAGAUUCGUUAAAGAAGUCUCUGGCUGAUAAAUCCAGCGAGCUUGAGAAAUGUUUGAUUGAAUUGGAAGAGAAGUCAGUCGCACUCCAAGCUGCUGAGGUUGCUAAGGAAGAGUUGGUCCAUAGUGAAAAUAUGGUCGUUUCCCUACAGAACUCAUUAUUAGAAAAGAAUGCAGUUUGGGAUCAAGUGGAAGAAAUCUUGUCUUAUGCCAAACCUGAUGAUCCUGGAAUGUUUGAUGUGCCAGAGAAACUCAGAUGUUUUGCGGAUGAGAGAAAUACACUGAAGGAAGCCUUCAUAGAGUUGUGCAAAUUGAAGGAAUCUCUAUCUCUAGUGGACAUACCAGAGCCUGUUUCAUCAUAUGAUUUGGAAUCACAAGUGAAUUGGAUUGUGGAUUCUUGUCUUAGGGCCCGGGAGAUCAUGGACACUCUACAGGAAGAAAAUUCCACAAUCAUGGAAGCAUCCCGUUACAAUAUUGAUCAGUUGAGUAUUUCUCUUGUGCUGGAAUUGCAGGAAAAAUAUUUCCUUCUGUCAGAAUUAACUGAUUUGAAGUUCAAAUAUGAUGAGCUUUUUGGCAAGAACUGUCAAAUUUCUUUGGAGAAGGAUCAGAUAGUCAAUAUGUUAGUUGAUCUUUGUGGCCUGAACAAGGAAGAUGAAGGGAUUGACUAUUCCAACACUUCUGUGAUCAUCGAUUUAUGCUUUCAAAUUCUAAAAGGGCAGAGUGGUCCCUUGUCUAGAGCAUCUAAGAUUGAUGCUGAGUUGUUUGAAAACAUUCAAAGUCUCUUGUAUGUUAGAGACCAAGGUUUAAUACUCUAUGAAGAUAUACUAGAAGAGGAGAUGCUAAUUAGAUCAAGUACAAAUAAACUUUCAGAAGAACUAAAAGUGGCAUCUGAGGAAAUUGUAACUCUGAAAGAAGAAAGGAGUUCUCUGCUGCAAGAUCUUGAUCGAUCAGAGGAGAAGACUGCCAUGCUUAGGGAUAAGUUGUCCAUGGCAGUUAAGAAAGGAAAGGGGCUGGUUCAGGAUAGGGACAAUCUAAAAGGUUUUCUAAAUGAAAGGAACUCAGAGAUUGAGCAGUUGAAGGUUGAUUUGCAGAAGCAAGAAUCUGCUGUUUCUGAAUACAGGGAUGAGAUCAACAGAUUGUCCAGUGAUUUGGAAAGCAUCCCAAAGCUGGAGGCUGAUCUUCUGGAAAUGAAAAGGGAGAGGAAUCAGUUAGACCAAUUCUUAACUGAGAGCAAUAACAUGUUACAGAAAGUGAUGGAGUGUAUUGAUGGUAUCAUUCUUCCUGUUGAGCCUGCUUUUGAUGAACCAAUAGAAAAGGUGAAGUGGCUUGCUGAUUAUGUCAGUGAAUUCCAAGAUGCCAAGGUACACAUAGAGCAAGAGUUGCAACUAGUGAAGGAGAAUGCCAGUAUACUUGAAAUUAAAGUAGCUGAAUCCCAAGCCACUGUAAAAUCCCUUGAACGGGAAUUAUCGUCUUCAAAUGACAGUGUUUCUCAACUUGCUGAAGAGAAAACAGAAUUAGAAUAUCUGAAGGGAAAAAUGGAGGAAGAGUUACAGAAAGUUAAAGAUAAAGUUGCCGAGGUCUUCAGUACCAACAAGUCACUUGAAGAUGCCUUAUCAGAAGCAGAAAAAGAUAUUUCUAUUCUUUCCGUAGAAAAAGAGCAAGCUCAAGCUAGUAGAGUUGCUGCUGAAAGAGAGUUAGAGAGUUUUAAAGAUGAAGCAACCAGUCAAGCAAGCAAACUGGCAGAGGCUAGCAGGAUCAUAAAGGAUCUGGAAGAUAAACUAUAUCAGGUUGAGGGUACUAAGAAGUUACUUGAAGAUACGUUAUCGCAAGCGGAAAAAGAUAUUUCUAUUCUUUCCGAAGAAAAAGAGCAGGCUCAAGUUAGCAGAGUAGCUGCAGAGAGAGUGUUACAGGGUUUUAAUGAUGAAGCAGCCAGUCAAACUAGCAAACUGACAGAGGCCAGCAGGACCAUAAAGGAUCUAGAAGAUAAACUAUAUCAGGUUCAGGGUACUACUAAGUCACUUGAAGAGGCGUUAUCACAAGCAGCAAAAGAUAUUUCUAUUCUUUCUGAUGAAAAAGAGCAGGCUCAAGUUAGCAGAGUAGCUGCAGAGACAGUGUUAGAGAGUUUUAAAGAUGAAGCAGCCAGCCAAACAAGCAAAAUGGCACAGGCUAGCAGGAAAAUAGAGGAUCUAGAAGGUAGACUAUCUGAGGUUGAGGGUAAUGUCAAUUUAUUGAAUGAAAAGUAUAAUGCUGAUCAAGUUGUCAAGACUGAGAUGGAAAAUGAAUUGAAGAAGCUGCAAGAUGAAGCUGCAAAUCAUGCCAACAAUUUGGUAGAUGCUUCUGAAACUAUAAAAUCACUGGAGGAUGCAUUAUCAAAGGCACAAGAUGAUGUUUCCGCCUUAGAAAAUUCAAAUGAAAUUGCAAAACAGGAGAUAUCUUCACUCAGUUUGAAGUUAAAUUCAUGCAUGGACGAGUUAGCUGGAAAGAAUGGCAACUUAGAAAGCAGGUCCUUAAAGCUCAUUGGACUUCUUAAUGAUCUUCAGGUGCUCAUGAAGGACACUACUCUAUUUCCCAGAAUAAAACAAUUCUUUGAGAGGAAAUAUGAGACCCUGAAGAAUAUGAAUCUAGUUGUCAACAAAAUUAGAGAUAAUGUUGCCUUAAAUGCAAAGGACUCAAAGGGACAGCUAGUGAUGGAGGAAAAUACAAUUAUGAGAACAACAUUCUUGGAUGGUCCUGAAAAUUUUGAAGUUGAACUGGAAAACACAGAGAUUGAUGAUGCUGAUAUUGACACCAUAAUCUUAUCAUUUGGAAAGAUUGUGAAAGAAUUUGAGUUGAGCAGCAAACACAUUGCAGAUAAGUUUGACGAAUUUUCAUAUUCUAUGGAUGAGUUUAUUUCUCCUCUCCAUGGAAAACUGUUGGAGACUGAGACCAUCUCGGAGACUAUUGUUCAGAACAUGGAAAGUUUGAAAGAAGAAGCAAAUACCAUGAAAAAGUUGAAAGAAGAACAGGAAAAUAUCAUUGCCACUUUACAAAACAAUAUCAAUGUAUUGCUAUCUGCAUGCACUGAUUCUACCAUUGCACUUCAGAGUGAAGUUGACAAGAAUCUUGGGCUGCUAGACUCCAUUUCUGAGGUUGAAAAGUUAAACCUUGAAGCAGGUGCGCAAGCAGAUCAUCAUAAGAACAGUAAAUACUUGGAGGCCACACAUAAGUUGAUUAGUACUUCUAGAAAAACUCAAGCUUUGAUUAGACAGUUUGAAUUUAGAAGUGAGCAGUUAGAUGCAACAAUUGAAGAUUUACAGAAUAAAUUGAAAGAAGCAACAGUUGCUUUUGAAUUAGUCACAGAUGAUAGAGACUUAAAUAAAAACAGAGUUUCGCUGCUGGAAUCUGAUAUUCAAUCACUCCAAAGUGCUGGCAGUGAGCUUAAAGAUAAGUUAGAAAGUUAUCAUGCCCUAGAAGAAAAAUUGAAAGAAAAAGAGGCUGAGAUUUCAUCAAUGCAAGAUGCUUUGUUAGCAAAAGAAGAAAACUCCCUCCUUACAUCAUCUCAAAUGAGAGAUGUCUUUGACAAGAUAGAUAGGAUCAAAAUCCCUAUUGUAGAGUCUGAAGAUGACUUGGAGCUACCUACUUCAGCCCCUAUGAAAAAAUUCUCUUACAUUAUUGAUAGUAUUACUAGGUUGCAUGAUCAAUUAAACUCUAUGUCUCAUGAUAAAGAAAAGCUGCAGUCAAUCCUUGAAACAAAGGAUCUUGAAAUUAAGGAUAUGAAGGAGGAAGUUAAACAACUCAGUAGAAACUGUGAAGAUGCAAAUAUGCUCAAGAAUGAAUUGUCUGAGCUCACUUAUGUAUUAGAAAAAAUUAUGGAUAUUUCUUUGGGAACCGGUGAAUGGGUUGUAAGUAGGAAAUCUAAGGAUUUGAAGGAAUUAAUACCGGCAUUGGAAAAACGUAUUGUUGCCAUUCGUUCAGAAUGUGAUGAUUCAAAAUCUAAGGCCCAAGAACUUGAUAUUAAGUUAGUUGGAAGUCAGAAGGUUAUUGAUGAAUUAAAAACCAAGGUUAAACUACUUGAAGAUUCACUUCAAGAUAGGACUUCUCAGCCAGACAUUGUCCAGGACAGGAGCAUAUAUGAAGCAUCCUCAUUACCUACUGGGUCUGAGAUAACUGAAGUUGAAGAGGGUUCAUCACGUGGCAAGAAAGCAAUAUCACCUGUCUCAUCAGCUGCUCAUGUGCGGAAUAUGCGAAAAGGAUCUGCUGACCAUCUUGCACUUGAUAUUAGUAUGGAGUCUGAUAAUUUGAUUAACAGAGUGGAUACGGAUGAGGAUAAAGGUCGCGUAUUCAAGUCUCUAAACACAUCUGGAUUUGUACCAAAACAUGGAAAGCUCAUUGCAGAUCGUAUUGAUGGACUCUGGUUAUCUGGUGGUCGAGUUCUCAUGAGUCGUCCUAGAGCAAGAUUAGGAGUUGUUGGUUAUUUGCUUCUCUUGCAUAUCUGGCUGCUGGGGACGAUCUUGUAGAAAAGUUUAGAUCAAACCUACCUGGACUGCUCAACAUUGGAUGUCGCGUCUGCAAAUUGUAUUGUAGAUAUAAAGUUGUCUCUUUUUAUUCAUGUCUUUUUACUUCUUAGUGAAACCUAACCCGUUUUUCUCAUAUCUCAUAAAAUCCUCUAUUUGUUCUCUGGAGUCACAUUUUAGGGAUUCAGAGAUUCUGGUCUUCAAUGUUAGGGCUCAUAUUUUGACAGCUUUUUUUUUUUCCAAAAACGAAGCCCCUCCAUUGUAUUGACCUACAAUUGUUUCAAUAUCAUAGUAUGUGGUGGGUAGAAAGUAGGUAGAUGAUUUUUUUGCAUGCCAAUGUAAUAAAAAUGUAGAAGGAUUUUAAGGGUGAUUCAUUUAUACAGAGACCAAUUGAAGGAUA